Babesia microti strain RI is the source of this 303-nucleotide messenger RNA. RefSeq lists its product as hypothetical. The transcript has a single exon. The coding region runs from base 1 to 303 and encodes 100 amino acids. The record is from RefSeq and is a predicted model, not a curated record. Lineage: Eukaryota; Apicomplexa; Aconoidasida; Piroplasmida; Babesiidae.
AUGGCAGAUAUUUCACAAAUACCUCACAUUAUACAUGAUACAACAUCUUAUAGUUUUACCACGUUAUCGCAAUUUUAUUGGUUUAAACAAACUAAUGCGCAUAUUUACAUAUAUCAAGAAAUUGUUAAUUCUACUAAAUAUUUAAUUUGUGCUGUGAAUAAUUUAAAUACACACACCAAUGUAUUCCACGACAAAAUACUUGUAGAAUUAAUUAUUAAUAACAUAUUCAUGAUAUUUCCAGCUGAAACACACUCCGUUUGUAUCGUAGCGCAGAAUAUCGUAACAAAAAUAACGUUUAUGUAG